This is a messenger RNA of Aspergillus puulaauensis, 1269 nucleotides long. RefSeq lists its product as uncharacterized. NCBI's taxonomy places the organism in Eukaryota, Fungi, Ascomycota, Eurotiomycetes, Eurotiales, Aspergillaceae. The transcript has a single exon. The record is from RefSeq and is a predicted model, not a curated record. Gene Ontology annotation, cellular component: nucleoplasm; ribonuclease H2 complex. Gene Ontology annotation, biological process: RNA catabolic process; ribonucleotide metabolic process. The coding region runs from base 1 to 1269 and encodes 422 amino acids.
AUGCGAACUCGAUCCGCCCCUCCUCCGAAGCAAUUGUCGUCUUCCGGCCAACAAUCCCAGCCUCAACCUGCGGAGACCACCAUGGAACCCAGCAAAACCCUCAUUCUCCCUUCUUCUGCCAGUCCGGACGCCAGAUUCGUCACGCUACCCAACCCACGGACAGGAGAUCCUACCCGCUACUUCUUCUGUCCGAAACUUGGAGUGUACGAGUUCACCGUUGUCGCGUCGCAAUUCCCACGGAGUAUCCUCUACACCAGUGAGGGUAAAGACCAGAAGUCGCAGGGAACGGUCUCCAAAACGGCAGAGCUUCUAGUCGCCACGCCAAUUGACAUUCUAUUCUUUGCGAUUCCCCUCCUCACUUCUUCUCGCUCGUCAGAUGAAGGGAAAAGACUGUUUCAGCCAUUGGAUGAUAUUAUCGACUCUCAAGAAUUACCAAAACAUCUAAGGUACAUUCUGUAUAAUGCUACCUAUAGAGAUACACUGCUCCGCCGCGUAGAGGCUGUAUGCGACUCCGUGGAGGCAGGCGACGAGAAGAUGUUCCGAGUGAACGAAACCAAGCUCUUCCAAGAAUUACUCGCAAAGGCGGAGCGAAUGAUUGCGCAGGGUCUGCCCAAAAGCUUAGAGGAACGGUUCGUCAAGCAGGCUUUAGCAGCGCCUUUGGUGGCUGUUACGAGGACCGACGUCGCCAAGUCAUCAACAACACCUAAAGAGGACGAGAACGAAGCUGAAUCCCAAGAAGGCAAGGACACGCAAUCUACGGCAACAACUACGGAUACAUCAGCCAGCUCAACCUCUGAUUCUGCGACACCCGCAAGCGAGACGACCCCAACGCCCGCCGAAGAAGAACUCCCAGAGCAACAAAACUGUCCGGAGCCAAUAGUCCGCCUUCAAAGACUCUCCACCGCUCUGACUUUCCUCAAAUCGUCUUACAUCAACUCAGGCCUCUGCAUCAAACUUGAUGAGCUGGUGUCAGCGCCGGAAACUCCUAUUGAUUUUAAACCACUAAAUGACCACCUAAAGCACUUGGCCGACCUUCGCGCCGAAGCACUGGCCUCCCGAUCCCUUGGGGACUUCAGCCGCAAGCGCAAUGCGGAGGAUGAUGAUGCUUCAGAGUCGCGCGCGGAAAAGAAACGCCGGUUAGAAGAGGAAGAGAAGAAAAAGAAGGCUGCCGAGUCGAGGGGCGUUAGGGAAUUGAAGAAGGUCAACACAAGCGGAAUGAAGAAGAUGAGCGACUUCUUUGGAAAAACCGCUGCUAAGAAAAAGACAUAA